CGAAUCUGAAGAAAAAAAAAAAGAAAAAAUAUUCUUCGCCUCCGCGUCCGUUGCUCCCCUCCUUCCCCCGCCUCCGCCUCCUCGCCGCGGCGCGGCGGCGACGUCCACCGCCGCCUAGGGUUCGCCGGGGAGGGCGCCGCCCUCGUCGCCGUCGCAGGUCGCCCGCCGCCGGGUAUGCCACUCCGAUCUGCCACCCGCCAGCUCUCCUUCGAGCUCCUGGGGGAGGGCGGCCUCGCCGCGGCCGACGACGCCGACGACGACCUCUCCCCGCGCUCCUUCCCCGACACCACCUCCGAUGGGCAGCGGCGCCGGAGGCGGCGCUCCAAGCGCAAGCGCGGGCUCCGGAGCCCCCCGAUCGAGGAGGAGGAGAAGGAGGGGACGCCGCGCCGCGGCGGCGUCGUCGGGGUGUCGGAUCUGGUGUCCGUGUCCGUGGUGGAGCGCGAGAGCUCCGACGCGGAGAGGUCCGCGGCGAGCUGCGUGACGUACGUGGGCGUCGGGGUGGAGCUGCGGCAGAGGAGCGUCUCCGGGAGCGGGAGGGUGGUGUCCCGGGAGGACGCGACCAGCAGCUGCGGCAGCAGCGCGCGGGAGAGCGCCGCGGCGGCUGCCGCGGUGCCGGAGGCGGCGCCCGCGGCGUGGCGGCCUGAGGCGAACGGUGGCGGGAAGAAGCUGGAGAAGGAGGAUUCGCUAGACUGGGAGAGGUACAUGAAGGAGAAUGGCAACGUUCUUGGAGAAGUUGAGCGCCUUGACAACUCACCAUUCAGAUACUUCCUUGGAGAACUAUAUGGUGGAAAUUCACUUAGAGGCACAAUUUCAGCGGGCAAUGAUAAGAAACGACAGCGGGUCUACAACACUAUGUUUCAUGUGCCGUGGAGAUGUGAACGGCUGAUUGUCGCAGGAUUCUUUGUCUGCUUGGAUUCAUUUCUAUCUCUACUCACCAUUAUGCCUGCAAGAAUUGCCAUUACAGUCUGGCGGGUGCUUAAAACCAGGCAGUUUCUGAGGCCUAAUGCUGCUGAUUUAUCAGAUUAUGGAUGCUUUGUAGUUCUAGCUUUAGGAGUUGCUUCUUUGCAAAUGAUAGAUAUUAGUUUGAUUUACCAUGUCAUUCGUGGCCAGGGCACAAUCAAAUUAUAUGUUGUAUACAACGUGCUAGAGAUCUUUGACAAACUCUGUCAAUCAUUUGGUGAGGAUGUCUUACAAGUUUUGUUCAACUCUGCUGAGGGACUGUCAACAUGCUCGACAGAUAAUGCAACAUUUGAGCUGAUGCGGUUCAUUUUGGAUGAGGCUAUUGCAGUUCUUGCCUUUGUUGUCCAUUCAUUUGUCCUGUUAGCUCAGGCGAUCACCCUGUCAACAUGUAUUAUUGCCCACAACAAUGCACUAUUGGCUCUUUUGGUGUCCAAUAAUUUUGCUGAGAUAAAAAGCAAUGUAUUUAAGCGUGUUAGCAAAGAGAACCUUCACAAUUUGGUAUACUAUGACAUCAUUGAGAGGUUUCACAUCACAUCCUUUCUAUUGUUUGUACUAGCUCAGAAUAUCUUAGAAGCAGAGGGACCAUGGUUUGACAGUUUUCUUAUUAAUGCCUCCUUGGUAUUUAUGUGUGAAGUACUUAUUGAUGCUAUCAAGCACUCUUUCCUUGCAAAGUUCAAUGAGAUAAAGCCAGUUGCUUAUUCAGAGUUUUUGGAAGACCUAUGCAAGCAGAUUUUGAAUGACAAAACUGAUGACCGUCAGAAGGACCUAACAUUCAUCCCCCUUGCCCCUGCGUGUGUGGUGAUUCGUGUAUUGACUCCAGUAUAUGCCACCCUCCUUCCUGCUGGCCCAUUUAUCUGGAGAGUAUUUUGGAUCCUGCUUUGGUCAGUCCUGACCUACUUCAUGCUCGCCGUAUUCAAGAUACUAGUGGGAUUGGUAUUGCGCUGCCUUGCAACUUGGUAUGUAAAUCUUCGUCUCAAAAACAAACAACAUGUGGACUGAGCAUUUUGCACUUGGCACCAAAGUUUGGUGUGAAAGAUAACAUCCCCGGGAAGACAGACAUUUGCUGUGGUUCGUGAAGUACAGCAACCGCUGCAGCUGCUGCUUGAGUUCAGAUAUACAUAUAUGCCCAUAUGGCAAAAUUCUUGAUGAUAGUAUAGUACAGCUUAGAGGUUCUCUGAUCCUGAGGAACUGGGUAAAGUCCAAUUUUGCGGUGUUCACGGUUUAUUUUAUUUCUAGUACCUAUUGUUCAUAUAGCUCAUAGCUUCAUCAUAUAUAAGUAUAUUCUCAACCUAGAGAAGAUGUUUGCAAAGCCUGCUCUUCUGUCCACAAGACAUGUUUGUACAUUUCCUUUGAGAAAAAAAAAAGACAUGCUUAUCUCAUGUGUGCAAA
Oryza sativa Japonica Group (Japanese rice) is the source of this 2349-nucleotide messenger RNA. RefSeq names its product protein POLLEN DEFECTIVE IN GUIDANCE 1. The record is from RefSeq and is a predicted model, not a curated record. Gene Ontology annotation, cellular component: endoplasmic reticulum membrane. NCBI's taxonomy places the organism in Eukaryota, Viridiplantae, Streptophyta, Magnoliopsida, Poales, Poaceae.